Molecule: messenger RNA, 5177 nt
Organism: Girardinichthys multiradiatus
Lineage: Eukaryota; Metazoa; Chordata; Actinopteri; Cyprinodontiformes; Goodeidae
Gene: ccm2l
Product: CCM2 like scaffold protein
Exons: 11
Coding region: 2737-4515 (592 amino acids)
Biological process (GO): heart morphogenesis
Source: RefSeq, a predicted model, not a curated record
UUAGAAAAUAUUUCAAAUAUUUAUGAGCUAUUUGGGAAAUAAUGUCCUAUUUAUAAGUGCACACAUAUGCCGGGACAUUUUUGAUGUUUGGUUAAAAAGUUUAGGUAGGAAUUGUAGUGCAAUUGCAACAUCUUUGGUAUUAUUGUUCUAUAUAUUGUCAGAGCAACAUUUAAAUAUUUUGUCUUAUAAAAUAUUGUUUUUUAUCAGUAUGUGACACUAGAACAGGAAGAAUUUUGGUAUUAGACAACCACCCAAAUCCCUGUUCUUCUGUAUUAGGUACACACUUUGAAUUAUGGGCUGUACGGUUGUCUUGCAGCAAGAAGGUCCUGGGUUCGACUCCCGGGGAUCUUUCUGCAUGGAGUUUGCAUGUGCUCCCCAUGCACGCGUGGGUUCUCUCCAGAUACUCCUGCUUCCUCCCACAAUCCAAAACCUUGACUGUCAGGUUAAUUGGUCUCCCCGUAUGGAAGAAGCUGGUAUAGAAAAUGGAUGGAUGUAAAGAAGGCAUCAGUGAAGUACAUAAAAAAUGUACCUCUGGUGACCACCUUAAAAUACAAAUUACAAUCUGGAAGUUAAUAACCUGGGUUAUUUUGUGGCCAUGUCUUCAGUAUUUACAUGAAAAAAGAUAAACCUCAGUAGGUUCUAUUUAUUCCUCUCUUUUGACCACCCUGUCUUCUUAUUUCUGUGUUUUACUGCACAUAAUCUGGAAAAGAUUCUUCAUGUAACAGAUAAAUAGAUUUCUGCAUUGUGAAAUAAACUGAGGACUGAGCAGGUUUAGCACCGGAGCCAUGAACGUUACCUGGACCAGACUUUAGAAAAUACUUGUACAUUUAGUCAAAGUUAAUGUAAAACUCUAUUAGUCCUAAUUAAUCCAUGACAUGAUAAAAACACUGACCUUAGAGAUGUUAGAGUUGCAGGGCCCUGCUGGCAUGUGUUUAGCAAAGGAUCCACCUGACAUUCCGGAUAUUUAACAAUUAGAUCAUUCAGGACACGUCAGCUCCUUGUAAAGUUCAGUCUGAAGCAGAACCCCUGAUAUUUUUCUUUGUUCAAAGAGACAGGCCUAUGAUCAGGGUAACAAAGACAGACAGAGAUCAAAACAAGCAAAGAAAAGAAAGCUCAGAAGAGCUCAUGCUUCCAGUUGCCUAGGUAACUGGAUGAUGAUCAUUAAGCAGUUAGCUCACCAGAUACUACAGAGCAGUUGCCUUGACAUUAGGUGUGCCCGUGAAUGUGAUUCACCUGUAUUUACUAGUCGAGCUUUGUAAGAUGCUGAGGCUGCUUGUGUACGACUCCUUUGGCUCCAUAGAUUCCCCUCCAUUCCUUUUCCCUACACUGCUGCCUAUAAGUUAACCUUCAUCUCUGUGCUACCCUCUUCUGAACCAAACUUGCUUACGGAAAUCUCAGACUCACGCAUGGUUUCCACAAGGUGUGAAUCUGAAGAAAAAUGUGUCAAACGUCAACCUUCUGCUCCUCCAAAUCCUGUUGCAACCACUAAUCAUAAGUUCAGUUUCUGGACUGUCUUAUUUUGUUUACUGAGUAAUAAUAGCAGAGUAUAUGUACCCUAAGGUUUUUUUUUUUAUAUAUCAUGUCAAGGUAUAUAACAUGUUAUAUACCUUGACAUGAUUGAUAUCUCAGGACAAAAUGCUAAAUAUCCUUCUCCUGUGCAGUGUUUUGCAGUCUUAGAUCAACUUGAAACUGCAGUAUGUCAUUACUUAUUUAUAAGAGACUAAGCCUGAAGGCAGAAGCAGUAAGAGAAAUAAUAAGUCAGCCCUAUAAUUUACCUGCUGAUUUUACUAAAGUAACCAUCUUCUGUUUGAACUAACAUUUAGAUCAUUUCUGUGCCGCUCUCUGAAGCUACCUUCACUGUGUUUCUGUUGGAUUUAAGUCAUUAUAUUAGUGGUAUCUCGGACCUAAUUGGGUAAAACUUUUAAAAGGACAUAAUAUAGCCCAACCUACACUAAAUAUAACAAACAUCCAAAACUGCAUUAGAGGUAUAUGUGCGAGAUGUGCGGCCAAGAGAUCAAUCACAGUUUUUUCCACUUUUAUUUUAAGAUCCGAGGGUGGAAACUACAUGACUACAUUUAUUUAUUUUUCUUUCAUCCAGGUUUUAGUGUAAUGCAGAGUAUAUGUAUGUAUAUUGGAUACCUAUUGUUUUUUAUAUGAAAAGUGAAAAUACUGACCUCUAAAUCCCCUGUCUUGUUUUUUCCACCACUGGUUCAGUUAUGGCUGGUUUGGUUACUUUGUGGCCUGGAAUGCUUCGCCUCCAUUGGGCGUAUUUGCCUGUUUGCUGUAGGCAUUGCAGAUCUACCUGGACUAUACAUCCUAACGUGGAUUAGAUUUCUCAAUAUGUGACAACAAAAAUAACAUAAAUAAACAUAAAAUAAAAACAAGAAGGCAUUUUUGUGCUGUAUAAUUUGUGUGUUUUACCGGAGCAGAGAAAAUGGACGUUAUCAGUCGUUGGUGGAGUUUCCUCUCGGACAGGAAGUGGACUUCCUCUGCUUCCUGCAUUCCCCUCAUGCCCUGAGUGUUUAUGUGUGUGUUUUUGCCCCAGGAGAGGGCUCAGCAGUGUAGCAACAGUGUGACAAGAAUGACACACUGACAUUAAAAUUACUGAAACUUAUAGAAACAGAAAGACAGAAACAGGGAGAACAACUGAGAGACAGGACCUCCAACAUCUAAACACAAGCUGAGGACAAACCAGGAUUCUCUGACCCACUACAGGACCAGAGGAGACUUGCCUUAAUGGACUAUGAACCAAAAAAACCAAAGAAGGCUUUCGUAUCACCCAUUAAGCGGCUGGUCUGGUCCAAAUCUGGUCGUAGGCCUGUAGACAGAGGCAGUGUUUACCGCCGACCGCUCCACACUGUCCCCCUAUACCCACCGGAUUUCCUCAUCCACCCUGAGAGACUCAUCUUUGAUUAUGUGGAAAAGGAAGUAAAGUUCCUUGGUCACCUGACCUGGGUGUCAGUUUCACUAAAUCCAUCGAGCAGAGAUGAACUUCUGCAACUACUGGACGCUGCCAGGCAGCUGAAGGUGCUGCCGCUGAAGACAAGCACUGAUCAGGACUGUAUUCUAAGUCUGUCUGCUCGCUGUCUGCUGCUAACAUGGAGAAACAAUGAGAAGCUGCUGAUGAGGAUCCCCACACAUGAGAUCGCUGCUGCCUCCUACCUGCGAGAUGAUGCGCUACACCUUUUGAUCCUCAAGACAGGUCUCAAUGUGGAUUCUGUGGUUGCUGAUGAGGACAGCCUGGACAGAAAGAAAACACAAGGAGUCGAAGGGCGACGACAAACCAUGGCCUGCAAUGCUGAGUCACGACCAGCAGGAGGCACAAUGGAGCGCAGACAUACUAUUUGUGGAGUUGACUGGAGGCCAUCACUCUCCAGAAGUAACCAUGAUAAAAACCAAAAUGUGGAGAGAGGAGGGGGAGAGAGGGCCGGAGGAGGGAGUUUAGAGAGAAGGAGAGUGGGGGGGAGCUGGGAGAGGAGGCAGCAAACAAGGAAAACAGGUGGGAGCUGGGAAAACCGCAGAGCAAGACCUAUGAGUGGGAACUGGGGGGUAGGAGGAAGCUGGGAGAGGAGGCAUGGAGGUGGUGGAGGAGCAGGGAGCUGGGAGAGGAGGGGAGGAGGUGGUGGAGGGAGCUGGGAGAGGCGUCAAGCCUGCACUGGGAGCUGGGAAAGAGGUAAAAGCUAUGGCAGCUGGGAAAGAAGGAACUACAACCCACUGGAACCAACACCCUGUCCUGAUGCCUACUGCAACCUGGUCAUCCUGGCUGUUGAGAACAAGAUGUUCCAGAUCAUUUACGGGCACCAGACCAUUGAAUGUGUUGACAGGGCCGGAUUUCACCACACCAUGCCAGAUCGAUAUUGGCUUCAAAGAAGUGACAGCUGCCUGACUGACAUGUCCUACAGUUAUGAUCCAGAGUUUAGCUGCUGCAGUUCUUUCGAUGGCUCCCAGGAGGCCUUUGAGCUCUACUACAGUGAGACGUACAGCGAGGGCUCGUCUAUCUCGCUGCAGGACUCCCAUCGCAGCCUGGCAUCAACCAGUGAUGGAGCAGACAGCAACCCCGCCCUGCUGCUGAUGCAGGAGUACAUGAUCACACUGAGGAAUAAGCUAAAUCCACUGGAGCUGCAGCAGUUUGCAGUGCUGCUGAGAGAAUAUAGGCUGGGUUCAAACAUCGACCACUUCUGCUCAGAGUUGCUGCAACUAUACGGAGACGCCCAUAAAUUCCUGCUGCUGGGCAUGCGUCCGUUCAUUCCGGACAAAGACGUCGGGGCAUUUGAAACUUUCCUUGAAAGUAUCGGGAUCCGAGAGGGCGGGAUUUUAACCGACAGCUUUGGACGUAUUAAACGCAGCAUGAGCAACACCUCAGCCACGGCCAUGAGAGGUAGGUAUGACAAUGGCUCUCUAGCAACAGGGUCUCAGGAAUUUAAUCAACGCAUCUCUGACAUCACCCACAACAUCCAGACACUGGGCUUCCAGGACAUUAAUGGAGACAUCGAGGAGGAAGACUACUACCUCUGAUGGAGGCACAGGAAACACUGAAGACCCUGCUUGACCUGUGUCUGAGAGUCCCAGUGGGGCCAGGGGCCCAGAGGAGAAAUGGCUCCUGCUGAAAAGCUAUAAAUUGAUUGGCCCCCUGAAUUGAUGGCUUUACUCUACAGAUGAGAUAAUGUUAAGUAUGACGAAAUUCCUUACAUUUAUGCCGAUUAUUUGUUUAGAUCUUGAGGUAAUAUGAAAAUUAUUUUAAAAAUGUUUAAAAUUGCAUUUGUGAUAAAUUAUAAAAUCCCUUGAGACAUUAAAACAGCAUGUGCAAAAACAUUUAAAUUAAGUAAGAGAAAGAGCUACAGUGAAAAACACCUAGGCACACCUCAACUAAGGUUAAGAAAUGUUGGAAAUGCUCAAUAUUCCAAAUAUUUAGCUCUUUUAUCUGCUCCCACCUGGCCCCCAGGAUCGGGCACCUCUGAGGAAAAGCAGCAUUUCAUCCCUUUCUGUUUUAUUCAAUGACGGUCAUCAAAGGAACAGAAAUUGUCCUCUUUGCAUCAACAAAGAAACAAGAUGAGAAAUAGUGAACAUUUUUAUAUUGCCCAGCUUAUGCAACCUAAAAUCUGUUGUAGUUUUUCAUUUAAGAUAUAUUUAUUUAUGUGUCGUAUACAGUGAUAUUAAAACUCUACUGACGUUUUUAA